Molecule: messenger RNA, 995 nt
Organism: Anthonomus grandis grandis
Lineage: Eukaryota; Metazoa; Arthropoda; Insecta; Coleoptera; Curculionidae
Exons: 4
Coding region: 135-995 (286 amino acids)
Source: RefSeq, a predicted model, not a curated record
CUAGUUGUUUACAUCGUUUAAAUUCAUUUUUAACGGUUUUUAGAGCUAAGCUGUUUGUUUUUCGUUCGAUUUUUCGUGAUAAUUUAAUUCCCUAGUGUUGUAAUUGUACCCCUGUUGGUACCACAGUUGAUACCAUGAUGAAUACCGAUACCGCAAACUCUGAAAAGGGCAGAAAGCCCCACAAUUUAUACAAGGAACUCGGAUUUGAAUCAUUACAUUUGGACAAUGGAAGAAUGGGAGCUAAGUGUGACACGUGCAACCAUAUUCUAAAAAAUACAGCAAUAUCUCGCCUUCGUACACAUAGAAAAAGAUGUUUUCGCAAGAGCAGUAGUAUUGAUUCUAAAGAAGGUGAAGCCAUAUCAUUAUCGUCAGAUGAUAGUGUGAGGUCUAAAAAUGUAAUGACACCCAUCGAUAGGCCAGUUAGACGGGUUAGACCACUUAACAGGGAAAUUAAUUCUACUGCUGCGUCUACUGGAAUAACUUCUGACGAUGAAACUCAAGAAGUGCCCCAAGAAGUGGUUAUGGAAGUUGAAGUAAACACAAGUGCCCCUCCUCCCCAAUCUUCAUAUAGAGUUUUAGAUAUUGAAAACCUGGAGAUAAUUCCAUCCCCUGUAUCAUCGCCACUACCGAUAUCAUCAUCAGAGGUUGAUGAGUCGUUGGCCAAUCAAAAUCAGCUAUUGGAACAUGGAUAUGCCAAAGAGGAGCGCCAAGGUCGCAAUUUUCCCAUCAAUUUCGCAGCUUCCAUUUCCACUGCAUCCUCAUCAUCAUCAUCAUCGAGGACUGACAUAUCAAGAUCGUCUAAGUUAAUUAAUGGAAAUAAAAAUAACAGCAGGCAAAAGAAGGAAAAAAAAACAAAAAACCUAAGUUCCUUUGUUAACAAAAUGAAUCAAAAAGAAAAAGAAGAGCCAAGGAAACGGGUGAAGCACUUGCAGAAGUCUGCAAUAACGCUCUUGAAACGGCAAAAUCAGCAUACAACUGUGAAAUUUACGCCGUAG